This is a messenger RNA of Stereum hirsutum FP-91666 SS1, 548 nucleotides long. RefSeq names its product RNA-binding domain-containing protein. The record is from RefSeq and is a predicted model, not a curated record. Lineage: Eukaryota; Fungi; Basidiomycota; Agaricomycetes; Russulales; Stereaceae. The coding region runs from base 111 to 548 and encodes 145 amino acids. Gene Ontology annotation, molecular function: mRNA binding. The transcript has 7 exons.
CCACAAUCGGCCGUCCCCGUUCUCCAAGUUUUUUUUCGGGUCCCCGUCUCGUUUUCUGCCUCGUUCCCCGUUCCAGUACCGUGUAGGAUCCCAAAGUUUCUGUAUUCAUCAUGUCUGCAAAGGUUUACGUUGGAAAUUUGAGUUGGAAUACCACCGAUGACACGUUGCGCCAAGCUUUCUCCGAGUUCGGUGCCAUACUUGAUUCCAUCGUCAUGAGGGAUCGCGAGACUGGUCGCUCGCGCGGCUUCGGCUUCGUCACUUUCGGUACCCCUGAGGAGGCGGACGCCGCCAUCAACAACCUUAACGAGCAGGAGCUCGACGGCAGGAGGAUUCGCGUUAACCUCGCCAACGCUAAGGGCAGCGGUGGUGGAGGUGGAGGAGGCUUCGGUGGUGGAGGAGGAUACGGCGGAGGCUCCGGUGGAGGCGGAUAUGGUGGUGGUGGCCGUGGCGGCUACGGUGGCGGAGGCUACGGUGGCCAACAGAGUGGUGGCUACGGUGGCGGAGGCUACGGCGGCCAGGGAGGCUACGGUGGUGGUCCCUCUUACUAA